Molecule: messenger RNA, 1635 nt
Organism: Meyerozyma guilliermondii ATCC 6260
Lineage: Eukaryota; Fungi; Ascomycota; Pichiomycetes; Serinales; Debaryomycetaceae
Exons: 1
Coding region: 1-1635 (544 amino acids)
Biological process (GO): amino acid transmembrane transport
Cellular component (GO): membrane
Molecular function (GO): amino acid transmembrane transporter activity
Source: RefSeq, a predicted model, not a curated record
AUGUCAGCGUCUUCAGAUAGCAAAUCGGCGACUGCAAAAAAUGUCGACUUGGUGGAAAUCGAGUCUUGGAACUCCAGUACUAGCGGAGAAGAAAGAGGAGUUCUUGAAUAUGAUAGAACUCUUUUAAGACAGGGUCUUCGUCAAAGACAUAUCCAGAUGUUGACGUUGGUGGGAGUGUUUGGAACCGGUUUAUUCUUGUCUUCUGGUGGUACUUUGAAAAAAACUGGUCCCGUUGGAAUGCUUAUAGGGUAUGUGUUGGUGGGAAUAGUGGUUGGUUGCAACCAGGUUGCAAUUGCCGAGGUGGCUUCUUUUUUGCCUGCAACAGCUGCCACGGUUCGUCAUUCCGAGCAGUUUAUCGACGAAGCCGUGGGUUUUGCCUUUGGGUGGAUUUCGGUUUAUGCUGCUAUAAUGCCGGCGGAGCUUUCUGCCACAGCAGUUGUAAUGACAUACUGGACAGAUGUAAGCCCAGCAGUGUUUAUAACAGUGUUUGGAGUGUUGUUCAUUCUUACCAAUCUCUACUCGGUUCGGUUUUAUGGCGAGAUUGAGUACUUUUUUGGGUGGUUGAAAAUUAUCUUGAUUGUGAUAAUCAUCAUCACCAGCUUGGUGAUAGUGUGCGGAGGUGGUCCCAAUCACCACGCAAUUGGGUUCCAGUACUGGAGAGACCCCGGACCAAUUGCAGAAUACAUUUAUACUGGUGCAAGAGGAAGAAUGACUGGAAUUUGGUCUGCCAUCUCGUCAAUUGUAUACUCUUAUGGCGGGGUGCAAAAUAUUGCAAUUUUGGCUGGCGAAACCAAGAAUAGUAGACAUGCGAUAUUUCACGGUGCAAAGAACAUCUUUGUGCGUAUUAUCACCUUGUACCUUAUCACAGUCUUUUUCUUGACCAUGAUAGUUCCUUACAACGACCCUCGCAUUGCAUCCGGAACCGGAACCGCCCAAUCAAGUCCUUUUGUCAUUGCAAUCAACAAUGCCAAAAUCCACGUUUUACCGCAUAUUAUCAAUGCUAUCGUCUUGACCUCGGCUUGGUCCGCUGGAAACUUGAGUAUGGUGGAGGGUUCUCGGAACUUGUUCUCGUUGGCUGCAAAAAACCAGGCUCCAAAGAUUUUCUUGAAAACCACCAAAAGAGGAGUUCCAUACUAUGGAGUUGCGUUUGUGGCUAUAUUUUUGCCCUUGGCAUACAUGUCGGUUUCUGCCACUUCAUCGACCAUUUUCAGCUGGUUCCAGGGCUUGACCUCUUCUAAUUUGCUUUUGAGGUGGAUCUUGAUUUCCGCGAACCACAUUCAUAUGGACAGAGCAUUAAGGGCACAAGGUUACACCAGAAAGGAUUUACCGUACUCCACAAGAUUCGGACCCUUCGCAGCGUGGUUCUCCGGAAUCAUGUCAUUUGUCUUUUUGAUCACAGGAGGAUUCACCAACUUUAUUCCCGGCCAGUUCAAAAUCGAGUCUUUCUUCACCAGCUACUUUAUCAUUCCGUUGUCCAUUGGUUUGUUUACAUUCUGGAAACUUUUCAAGAAAACACGCUACUUGCGUCCGGAGGAGGUGGAUUUGAAGUCAAUCUUCACUGAUAUCGAAGAAAACCCUGAAGAUAUUCCUGAGCUGAACUGGACCUGGAAAAACUUCUGGAAGGUGCUUGCUUAG